AAGAUUGGCAAAUCUUUUAUCUCUUUUUGUCACUUGUCAUUUCCUAUACCUAUUGCUUUCUAAUGACCUUUGAAUAUGCUGAAUAAUAUUAUCGUGAAAUCUUUGUUUACUUCUCGACUAGUCUAAUCUCGUGCAAGUGUUUUUGUUAUUGUAAAAAUUUUAUCAGGAAAUAUUUUGAACAGUGUUUUAAUAUCAACUGGAGUGUAUUCUAUGAAACUUGUUAUUGAGUUUAAACGUUUUUUAGUCUUCUGUGUAUCAACAAUCUAUAUUGCUCUAAAUAGCUGCAAUAUCAAAAGUCAUUGUGAAUAAUUAAGUGGAAUUUAUUUAGUGUAGUGUUUUCCAUUAUGUAAUUGAAAGAUGAAAUUGACCCAGAUAAAUCAUUUCAUAACAGUGUGCAAUGGUGACAUAUAAUAUAUUUGUUAUAUACAAUCAAAAUAAAUAAACAUUGUAAACGACACGUGGGCCUCAGUGAAUUAAAAUCGAUAAAGACGUAAGCGUGCGCCUGUGUAUCAACGAGACGAUUCUACUUCAAGGUCAACCUAUAUAAACACGUGCAAUGUCGGAUUCUAUUUACACUCAUGACUUUCUUUUAGAGUCCAGUUUUGAUAUUAAACAGGAAUCGCCCUUUGAAUUGGGCACGAUGUCCGCUUCUGUACCCAUACCACAAAGGCGUACUGAUUUUAGUGAUUUGAACUCUGAUUUUGACCUUUGUUUACCAGAUACUCAAGUAGGAUCCUUCCACAGUGUUCCCACUUAUAACAAGCUGUCUUUCGAUGCGGAGAAUUCUAAAAUCGAGCCGUUUAAAAUGGAAGAUGAUGAUAUUUUUCAAGUUGACAAAGCUGAUUUGAUAUUGGGGCCAACAUUGGCGGAGUUAAACGCGAACCCAGAUACGUCGUUGGAUGAUUUGGACUUUGCUGAUUUGUUAAUGCCAGAGGAGAGUGAAUAUUGUAUACAAAUUGGAGGUGCAAUGAGUGGUUCCAAACGGGUUGCAAAUGCAUUACAGACUGCCCCACUAGCUUCCGAGAGUCCCUGUAGCCCAUACAGUCGAGCUCAGCUUGCGUUCUCCCCAUCGAGCCAACAUAGUUCUGCUUCGUCCAGCUUCGCACAGCCAAUGAACCAAUUACCGGAGCUGUUACUGCGGAUGGAUGGUUAUAGUGGGGAGAUAGCUCUUGGACAAUCUGUUCCUGCAUCGUCAGUGCUACCACCCUUUCCAACUAGUGCUAAGACACAACCAGCACAAUUGUCAUCAUCAGCUCCAACACAUUUAACUAUGGAACAGAUAUGGCAGCGUCGUGAGCCUCGUAAACACUUACUGUCUACGAGUUCUCUUGCUGAAGCGGGAUCAGUUUCCUCGCUUUCUGGUGGACUCUUAAGCCCUGGAACGGGCGACUUCUCACAGGAUGAGGAUGACAGGGAUGUCGAAUCAGACGAGGAUAGCGACCGAUAUGAAGAUCUAUCUUCUGAUGAAUCAAACGACGAAAGUCCCGAGAAAAAGGAAGCGAGACACAACGCUAAAAAAGAGAGAUAUUUCUGGCAGUAUAAUGUACAAGCCAAGGGGCCCAAAGGUCAAAGGCUGGUAUUGAAGAAGAAAUCUGAGGAUCCUCACGUGUUGAAUUCCGUUACCGAUCCAGUUUUCAGUCCGAAUUGUAAUGUCAAAGGCAUAAAACACAGUGGUAAAGCAAGGAAAGGCGAUGGCAACGAUCUCACGCCAAAUCCGAGGAAGCUGUAUCUCAUCGGGUUGGAGUUGGAUAAUUUGGGCAAAAUAAUAAACGACAUGAUACCCGUCAGCGAGCUGCCGUUCAACGUGAGACCGAAAACGAGGAAAGAGAAAAACAAACUCGCCUCUCGUGCAUGUCGGUUAAAGAAGAAGGCUCAGCAUGAAGCGAAUAAAUUAAAACUGUACGGCUUGCAACAGGAGCACAAGCGUCUCAUAAAUGGUAUACAUCAAAUGAAGCAAAUAAUAGGCAAUCGAGUGACAAACCCUGACAACAAUGUUGAAUGGACGUCACAUCUAAAUAAUAUUGUUAGCACGGCUACAGAGGUGAAAAUAGCUGGCAAAACAUCAGAAUUCGUCAAUACGAUAUUGGAAAACGUUAAGGCCGGCCAGAAUAAUGGCGGACUGAAUGAAAUAUAACUCGCAAACAUUGUACAAGAAUGCAAAACGAAAGGCUGUUUUAUGUACCUCCAAAGUUAUUUAGAAGAAGAUUAUGUCAUAUGAAAGCUUAAUUGUCCAAGACAAUGUUUAUUUUUGUAUGAACUAAUUCAAUAUGUUUUAGUCAUUAGAGCUUCACAAGGCAACUAAGGUAAUGGUUACUCAUCAUUUUUAUCUUUUGCCAUACAUUAGGUAUUUAUAAGUAUAUAAGUAGCAAGUAUUGAUCGUUGCAACCAAAUAGUGGUUUUAAUUAAUCGUUAGUUAGUUUUGGUUAUGGUUUUAUAGAGUAUUCUAUUUAACUUUAUUGUUUUUUUUACGUUACAUACCAAUGGGUAGACAGAAUCUAACAAUCUGCUUUUGAAUCUAAUUAAUAUAAUCAUAUUAAUUGAAGUUAUAGUGGAUAGUUUGAAAUACAACCUCUAAAUACUCGACUACACUUAAUUUUUCAUGGAGCUGUCACAACUUCUGUUAUGAUUAUUACAUAAUAAAUUUAAGGAGCAUUUGAGUAUUUGAAGCAAAUUCAAAAAAUAGUUUUGUAAUUUUUGUUGUUCUGUGCAUCUGUAUUAUAAUAUCAAACAUCAUUUUAUAUUUAUCGCUGUUUCUUGUUAUAUUAACUACCUAUAGGUAUCAAAACUGAGAAAGAUGUUUAAAUUAUAUUUAUAGUAAUGUUUUUAUUCUCUUAAUCUUACUUAAUUCACCAGCUCUACUGUAGUCCUCUUUUUAAAUUUUUAAAACUUUCAAAUGUUCUAACUUAUUAAAAAUAAAGAAGAUAAAUCCAAAAAGUUAAAUUUUAGCCGUUCUCAGGUUAUAAGUGGUGCAACUGACACGACUUUUUUAACAUAAUAAAUAUAGAUAUAAGGUAGAUUUUUAGAAUUGCAUG
This is a messenger RNA of Zerene cesonia (dogface butterfly), 3032 nucleotides long. It is a transcript of the gene REPTOR, whose product is annotated as protein CREBRF homolog. The coding region runs from base 557 to 2134 and encodes 525 amino acids. Gene Ontology annotation, cellular component: nucleus. Lineage: Eukaryota; Metazoa; Arthropoda; Insecta; Lepidoptera; Pieridae. The record is from RefSeq and is a predicted model, not a curated record. The transcript has 6 exons. Gene Ontology annotation, biological process: response to unfolded protein; regulation of transcription by RNA polymerase II. Gene Ontology annotation, molecular function: DNA-binding transcription factor activity, RNA polymerase II-specific; RNA polymerase II transcription regulatory region sequence-specific DNA binding.